Molecule: messenger RNA, 2033 nt
Organism: Maylandia zebra (zebra mbuna)
Lineage: Eukaryota; Metazoa; Chordata; Actinopteri; Cichliformes; Cichlidae
Source: RefSeq, a predicted model, not a curated record
CUGAUGGGUGAUCCAGUGGUGAUGGUGAGUCUGUACCCUGAGUUCUCCCAGUCUGUGAUGUCUUCAGUGGCUUCAUGUGGAGAGUUUGUGUUCUUAAUGGAUCGAUCUGGAAGUAUGAGUAAUACUCGGAUCCGCAGUGCCAAGGAUACUCUACUGCUCCUGUUGAAGAGCUUACCAAUGGGAUGCUAUUUUAACAUCUAUGGUUUUGGGUCCAGAUAUGAACACAUCUUCCCUAAGAGUGUGGAGUACACUCAGCAGACCAUGGAAGAGGCCCUGAAGAGCGUUGAGCAGAUCCAGGCUAAUCUUGGAGGAACAGCGAUCCUGGAGCCCCUCAAACAUAUUUACACUCAGCCUUGCAUUCCCAGUCAGCCUAGACAGCUGUUUGUCUUUACUGAUGGAGAGGUGGGAAACACCAAAGAAGUGAUAGAUCUGGUGAAGAGGAACUCAGAUUCCCACAGGUGUUUCUCUUUUGGGAUUGGGGAAGGGGCCAGCUCUGCUCUCAUCAAUGGGAUGGCAAAGGAAGGAGGAGGUCAUGCUCAGUUCAUCACAGGGACUGACAGGAUGCAAGCAAAAGUGAUGCAGUCGCUGCAAUUUUCUUUGCAGCCGACUGUGGUCGACAUCUCAGUCACAUGGGAUUUACCAAAGGAAGUGUCUGUCACUGUCCUCUCUCCACCAAUCACUGCACUUUUCCAGGGUCAAAGGUCACUGAUUUAUGCCCAGCUUACUGGACAGAGCUCAGAGGCAGCAGAGGGCUGUGUGACGGUGAAGUACAGCCUGGCAGGUCAUCCCUCUGAGAGCCAGCUGCACUUCAGUUUCAGACCUGCAGAGGACACUGGAUUAACAGUCCACAGGUUGGGUGCUCGUACUCUGAUUCGCUCACUGGAGUUGGAGGAGAGAGAGAGUAGAGGACAGCAAGAUGGAGAAGUGAAGAAAAAGUUGGUGCGGCUCAGUGUCCAAUCAGGAGUGAGCAGUUCUUUCACUGCCUUCAUUGCUGUCAACAAAGACAACAGCAGGGUGAUCCAAGGACCUCUUGUGCGCAGAAAUAUUCCGACACCCAUGACACUAAGAUUUGGAUCAGUAUUGCAUGGUCAUCCUAUAAGAAGAGGUAAGUACAAAGCAGAGUUAUUGGCGUUGGAAGGUACGUGUGUGCAUGGACGUUUGCUGCAUCCCUGUUACGCGAAAAAGGCGCACGGUGGACAAAGGCUUUCUUACCCAACUCUGUGCGGACAAGGGGAACAGACAGCAGCAGCUGAUCAUUUGAACGCAAGGAUUGUGUUGCCCAAGCAACUACCCAGAGACCCUUUCAUGCACUUAGUCUCCCUCCAGAAGGCGUCUGGUUCCUGGCUGCUUGAUCCAGAUCUGGCUACUGCACUGGGAAAGACCAGUGAGCAGGUGGAAAAGAUCAAACCCAGAACGGCCAACAGUGAAGUGUGGGCCACCAUUCUGGCUCUGGUCUGGCUUCAUGCUUUCAAGGUGGAUGCAAAGGAUGAGUGGGAGUUUCUGGCUAUGAAGGCUGCCUCAUGGAUCCAUGCUCAAAAUGCGCCAUGUGUGUCAGAGUGUGUGGAAUCUGGAAAUGUCCUGUUGGGUUGCAGCAUAAAGAAAGAAGAUCUGGGACUCUAGGUUUUCUCGAAGUGGAUUCACCUUCAGGAUUGGCAAAUCAUGCCAUAUGGCUUUUAAUUCAUUAUUGUGCUAUUUACCCUACUGUAAUUGUUAUGUAAUCAGAAUCGUUUCAAAAAACAAGCAGUUAUUAUGGCAACUCAUUUAAAUUGUAUGUUUUUAUUCCUGUUUUCCAUCACCAUAUGGUGAUGUUGUUCAUAAUUUGUUACUUUUUACUUGUUUUUAUACAUUCCACUUCAUGUUGUUCUUCUGAAAAAGGUUCUAAUUCAAAAUGCUUGUGUUACAGUCCCAAAUCAAAGUUAACUUUUUAUGCCUCUAGACAAAGUCCUAAUUUUAUCUUAUAGUGGAGUGAAUGUUUUAUUUACAGGAUUUGUCAUAGUUUGUAAUCAGGUUUAUCUGUCUGCUUAAUGUUUAGA